Molecule: messenger RNA, 877 nt
Organism: Dunckerocampus dactyliophorus (ringed pipefish)
Lineage: Eukaryota; Metazoa; Chordata; Actinopteri; Syngnathiformes; Syngnathidae
Gene: lyrm1
Product: LYR motif containing 1
Exons: 6
Coding region: 225-668 (147 amino acids)
Cellular component (GO): mitochondrion
Source: RefSeq, a predicted model, not a curated record
UUAAGUGCGCUGGCCAGUACAGCUCCACCUAACACAUUUGAAAGCCCGGAUAAUUAUGCAUUUUAAUUCAGAAUACACAUUCAAACAUGAAACAAACCCUUUAAUAAUGUAAAUGUGAACCCACAAGAGUCAUUUUAACGAAGUUAUCGUUAGGUUCUUGAGAAAACGACUACAGCGACGCAGUGUUUUCUACCACACACAGUCACGUAACAGGCACAAGUGUGAUGGCAAUAAUGAAGGUUUUAACGACAUCUAGUGGUGAAAUGGCGGAAGCGGGAGACACUGCUGAAGAGACAAUGCAGAUGACGGCUUCUACUCAAAGGACAGUGUUGUCGCUGUAUAUUCGGGUCUUUCGCAUCGCUCGAACGUGGCAAGCGCACAGCGGAGUGGCAAGUGACACACUGACUGAGAGGAAAUAUAUACUUCAGGAGGCACGCACUUUGUUCAGACAGAACCAGCAUGUGACGGAUCAACAAACCAUAAAAAGCUGUAUUGAGGAAUGUGAAGCAAGGAUAGAACUAGGUCUACAUUACAAGAACCCAUACCCAAGGGCUACCUACCUCCCACCAAUGGGACUGGCCACUCAGAAAGGCAGGAAGCUGCGAGCACAGCAACGCCUGAGGAAGCAGGCCAAGCCAAUUUACUUAAAGUCACAUGAUGAGACCUGAUGCUGCUCCAUCAAUGCUGAGCGUUCAAGUUACCAAAGAAAGGAAAAUCUAGAGUGGCAUCACAAGAUGAUCUCAUGGGGCUGAUGUAUCGCUGCCACCCACUGACCACGCUUCAUUCAGGAUAAAGACACUUUUAUAUUAUAAUUUUCUUAUUGUCUGUUUAACAUGCAUAAACAUGUUUUUGUUGUUUAAAAUGUUGUGCCAUUCAA